CCCACAUUUACAAAUUUGUUUUCAUGUGUUGCAAAAUGCAGUAUUCAUUGUAGUUGUUGCGCCCUGCAGUCGUUACAAUGAUGGUCUCUAAUGUAUCUUCUUGGUUGAAGAACAAUAAGACUGUACAAGUUCCACAAGAUUGGUUGGCGGCUUGUAUAAACUGGCUCAACUCUGAAAAUCAGGGUGAAGCUCUUACAAUGCAACAGAUUCAGAACCAAGUAUAUGGCCAGUGGUUGGACACAGAUCUAUCAGACCUUGAACAGCCAACCUUGCCGGAUGAAAUUUUACUGGAAAAGUACAUGCUACGUGGAAAAUACUGCUUACAAAUCAAUUCAUUGCUGGACAUAUCCCAGUCUGCUCAUAGCCAGCUUUUAAAACUUCAAAACAAGGACAAUUCAAAUACAGCCGUAUCUGCUGAGACACAAGCCACUCAAAAACCAUGGGAGAAAAAAUCUUCUCGAAUGCUGAUGCUACAACUAACAGAUGGUGUGACAAAUAUACAAGCAAUAGAAUACCAAACAAUACCAACACUAAAUGAAACAUUACCACCUGGAAUAAAGGUACUUAUUAAAGGACCUGUGUUAUGUCGAGAAGGCGUGAUAAUGCUCUCUCCUCGACAUAUUGAAGUCCUUGGUGGGGAAGUGGAGGAUCUCUUCCAUGAAUCUUGUAAAGAAGCUACAUUACAUAAAGCACUUAACCUUCCGCUUCCUGCUCACAACCAAAUACACCAACUGCCACAAACGGAAAAUGAACCCGAAACCACCACUAACACAGAAUUGGUUGAUCUUGGUCUUACUGAAGAAAUGCUUGGUCAGCUUUUUGACGACGAUGAAACAGAAACGGUGCCGAAUGCGACUCAGCGUACAGUGACUCAUCAAAAUCAAGCAGUGAACGGAAGUGACCCUAUAGAAAUAAUAGAUGAUGUUGAUGAUGAGAUAGAUGAGGAAAUUCUUCUUGCAGUUGACCGUGUGGAAGCAGAGAUGUUGGACAGUAAACCAAACUUUUCAUCUGUGCCACCAAAUCAACCUAAAUGCCAUAUUUCAAGUUAUUCAAAUUCACCACAUACAAAAACAGAACCAAUUUCAGUUGCCAAAAUAAAUCCAGCUCCAGCUAUUAAUCCUACACCUCCAUCAUCUAAACAACUAACCAUAAAAGACGCAUUUAACCAAAAUUUCAAGCCAUUGUCAUCACACCUGGUAUCAUGCGCUCAGUCAAACAAACUGACAGUUCCACCUCCAGACACGAAACCUAAAACUAGUUUAAACCGGAAACGAAAAAGUUCUGGACCAGAAUCUCCUGCAAAAUCUGAAAAUAAGGAAUUCUCCAUCGUUUCAACAACAACAGCAUCACAUCAACUUGUUGAUAACACUACAAAGUCGAUAAAACAUGUUGAUGUAAAGCAACAAAUUAGCAGAACAGAUAUUUGUAAAAAUGAAAAUUUUUCUGUAUCUUGUGGACAACCACUUUAUAUGUACAUCUGCAGAGCAAAGAAAUUGAACCAGUCUUCAGUUAAAUUCCGGACAAAAGCUUAUAUUGUAACUUUGCUUUCAAAACUUGUGGUCAACGUAGCUAACCAGUGGCAUUUGACCGCCAGAAUUUGCGAUGGCACCGGUGUGUUGGAUGUGGAAUUCAGUGAUCAAGUUUUAACUGGCUUAAUCGGGUUCACAGCAGCACAGGCAAAUCAAGCAAAAAAUACACCUGGACCUGGGGAAAGCCUAGCUUCUCUUCGUCAGGGCAUGGCAUCAUGUAGACAAGAAAUUAUUGGUAUGUGUAAAAUUAUGUCAAUUCAAAUCGAUGGCCAAAAAGUGGAAGUUUUUGACCUACAGGACGCAGAUGUUAAGUUCUGGCAGCGCUUUGAUAAAACAUAAUGUUCUGUAUUUAGUUUUCUAUUCUAUUUUGAUGUGUUUUUUUCAAAAAAUCUAUGGCUAUAUUAAAACAGCUGACAUUUGAUUUUAAAUUAA
This is a messenger RNA of Ciona intestinalis (vase tunicate), 1961 nucleotides long. NCBI's taxonomy places the organism in Eukaryota, Metazoa, Chordata, Ascidiacea, Phlebobranchia, Cionidae. The record is from RefSeq and is a predicted model, not a curated record.